Sceloporus undulatus (fence lizard) is the source of this 1146-nucleotide messenger RNA. Its product is annotated as olfactory receptor 10AG1-like. The record is from RefSeq and is a predicted model, not a curated record. Gene Ontology annotation, molecular function: olfactory receptor activity; G protein-coupled receptor activity. NCBI's taxonomy places the organism in Eukaryota, Metazoa, Chordata, Lepidosauria, Squamata, Phrynosomatidae. Gene Ontology annotation, cellular component: membrane. Gene Ontology annotation, biological process: G protein-coupled receptor signaling pathway. The transcript has a single exon. The coding region runs from base 1 to 972 and encodes 323 amino acids.
AUGCUGAAUGCCACCUCAACUCCUGAAUUCAUCCUGCUGGGCUUUCCUGGGCUCCAGAAGUUCUGGUUCCUCUUAUUCAUCUCUUUCUUGACAGCCUACCUCUUCGUACUCCUGGGAAAUGCUUUGAUCAUUCUCAUCACAAACUUGGAUGUGGAUCUGCGCAUCCCUAUGUACUUCUUCCUGAACAAUUUCUCAUUCCUCGAAAUAUGCUAUACCUCAGUCACUGUUCCCCGGCUUCUGGUGGACUUCCUCACUGGCCCCCGUGCCAUCUCCUUCUGGACUUGUAUGACGCAGAUGUAUUUCUUCUUCUUCUUUGGUACCACAGAAUUCCUCCUCUUAGCUACCAUGGCCUAUGACCGGUAUUUAGCCAUCUGCCACCCACUGCAGUACCCAUUGCUCAUGAAUGGCUGUGCUUGUACCAGCCUGGCCUUGGCUUCUUGGCUGAGUGGCUUCCUGACUCCAUUCUUGUCCAUAGCCUCCAUCUCCCAGCUCCCCUUCAACAGCAGCAACCAGAUCAACCACUUUUUCUGUGACACGGGCCCCUUGAUCGAGCUGUCAACUGGUGAUACCUUUUUGGCUGAGACAACAGUUUUUCUUGUCUCUGCAGUGGUUGUGCUCACAUCCUUCCUUCUGACUUUGACGUCUUAUGGUCUCAUCAUUUUUACCAUCUGUCAUAUCCCGUCUGCUUCUGGAAAACACAAGGCGUUCUCCACUUGUUCCAGCCACCUCAUGGUGGUUACCAUCUUCUAUGGCACAGUCAUCUUCAUGUACCUCUGUCCACGUUCUACCCGGUCUUCUGGCAUGGACAAAAUGAUAUCUGUUUUCUAUGCUGUUGUCACUCCAAUGCUGAAUCCUAUCAUUUACACCUUGAGAAACAAAGAUGUAAAAAGAGCUCUGGAGAAAGUUCUCAAUCAAGUAAAGGACAACUGCCUGAAGCACAGAGGGAAGGCUUUCCUCAUGGUAUUGUCAUAAAGCUAAGGAAACAUAAUCCACAGGCUGGAUGAGGGCUGUUCAUUGAAGGUGUUCUCUCACUGAGGAAUUUUGCAAGGCAGAUAUUCAUUGCAUAUGCUUUUUGUUGGUGUUCCAACUACAUCCCCAAGUUCUUCUAAUGGGGCACAGCUGUCAUCUACAAAUGUUAGCAAUAUA